This is a messenger RNA of Nestor notabilis (Kea), 1923 nucleotides long. RefSeq names its product zinc finger, CCHC domain containing 8 (gene ZCCHC8). NCBI's taxonomy places the organism in Eukaryota, Metazoa, Chordata, Aves, Psittaciformes, Psittacidae. The coding region runs from base 88 to 1923 and encodes 611 amino acids. The transcript has 13 exons. Gene Ontology annotation, molecular function: zinc ion binding; RNA binding. Gene Ontology annotation, cellular component: catalytic step 2 spliceosome. The record is from RefSeq and is a predicted model, not a curated record.
AAAAGGAAGCUGAAUAUUCUGACUCGUCCUAGUGGAAUUUAUGUGGAGAACUCCAAAUUAGAUGGGCCUCUGUUACAGAUCUUAUUUAUGAACAAUGUCAUUUCUAGGCAGUAUCAUCAAGAAAUUGAAGAUUUUAUUUUUGGCUUAGUUCAGAAAUAUGAAGAGCAGAGGAAAAGUGAACAAGAGAAAACACAGCUCACUGUUAAGCCACAGCCCUCCAGUAUUCUUUUGGAAGAGGAUGGUAAAGCAGCAAGCUCGAGUUCUAAAAAAGUGAAAGAAGCUUUUAGUGUUGUAGGAAGUGUUCUGUAUUUUACCAAUUUUUGUCUUGAUAAACUGGGACAGCCUAUAUUAAAUGAGAAUCCACAGCUGACAGAAGGAUGGGAAAUACCUAAAUACCAGCAAGUUUUCAGCCACAUUCUCUCCCUAGAUGGACAAGAAAUACAAGUAAAACCAAAAAGGCCAAAACCUACUUGUUUCAAUUGUGGUUCUGAAGACCAUCAAAUGAAAGACUGCCCAAAGCCACGAAAUGCAGCUCGUAUAAGUGAGAAGAGAAAGGAGUUUAUGGAAGCUUGUGGUGAAUCGAGCAAUCAGAUUUUUCAGCAGCGUUAUCAUGCAGAAGAAGUAGAAGAGAGGUUUGGAAAAUUUAAACCAGGAGUAAUUAGUGGGGAACUUCAAGAUGCACUUGGGGUCACAGAUAAGAGUCUGCCUCCAUUUAUCUAUCGCAUGCGGCAGCUGGGUUACCCUCCAGGCUGGCUCAAGGAGGCUGAAAUGGAGCACUCGGGGCUUGCGCUUUAUGAUGGAAAAGGUGGUAGUGAAGCAGAUGAAGAAUCUCGCCAACCAAAACGCACCACUUAUGAUGUCUCAAAGUUGAUAAACUAUCCAGGCUUUAACAUAUCCACUCCAAGUGGGAUCCCAGAUGAAUGGCAGUUGUUUGGUUCCAUCCCCAUGCAGCCAUCUCAGCAGAAGGAGGUUUUUGCUCAGUACCUUUCCAGUUUCCAUGCGCCAAGUCCAAAAUCAAACAAUAAAAGGCCUGCGUCUGAGUCACGGUCUCAUCACUCAAAACAACCAAAAGACGACAAUUUGGAGGCACCCGUAACUGACAUGGAAAUAGAUUCUGAUCUGGAAAUGUCACAAAGAUCUCAAACCCCGAGCAGUUCUCAGUUCCAACCUCCACUGCCACCAGGGCAUCCAUCGAUGUCAACUCCUCCUCCUUUACCUCAGGGAACACCUCCACAAAAUCUUACACCACCUCAACCUUCAACCCCCACGUGCCAUCCUCUUUCUAGGACUGCUUCACCAUCAAAUCCUUCCAGUGAGACUCCUGAGCCAAAAAUAGUGGACGCGGUCAUGGAUGAGGAUACUCUGACCUUGGAAGAGCUAGAGGAACAGCAGCGUUUAAUCUGGGCAGCACUUGAGCAGGCAGAGAGCACUAACAGUGACUCUGAUAUUCAAGUUGAUACACCUUUAGCUGGAAAUUCUGUUACAUCAUCACCAUCUAGGAACGAAGGAGAUCUUGUUGCAGAAGUAAGGUCACCUGAGAAGGUGGUUUCAGUGGAAACAAGGCUUUCUGAUACCAGUGAACAGCUACCAGAAAGUGAACAUUCUAUGACUAGUCCCAAUCCAGGAGAUAGUUCACUCACCUCCAAAGAGGAUCCUGCUAAUACAGAUUCUGAAGGCUUGCUGGAUAACGCCAGGCCUGCUCCCAACUCUGAGGUUAAAGAGGGAGAAAAUACAAGUGAUAAUAAAGCAGUCAAAAGCACUGCAAAAAACUGCAGUCUUGUUCCUGAUAUGAGCAAGUUUGCUGCAGGCAUAACACCAUUUGAAUUUGAAAACUUGGCAGAAUCCACAGGUGUUUAUCUACGAAUAAGAAGCGUGUUAAAAAAUUCCCCAAGAAACCAGCAAAGGAGAAAGACUUCAUCUUAA